GUCGCGUCAGUCCGCACUGUCCGUCCGUCUUUCGCAGCUUUCUUUUGCUCUCUCCUUGACUCAAAUCUUGAAGCGCUCCAAAUGUCAUGACAACCACCAAAGCCGCCGCCCACCAACCCCUCGGGCAGCGGCCUCUCCUCUCCCUUCCCGCGGCGCACAAGGGUGUCUGCCACAUAGUCCGGUACGACGCUAAUGGGAGAUAUCUCUUGUCGGGCGGAGCAGAUCGAACCAUCAAGCUGUGGAAUGCUGCCGCCUCCCCUCAACCAUCCAGCUCUUCAGCCGCACAACCCAUCAAGGUAUAUCAGGGUGCACACUCACACGAGAUCCUUGCUCUAGACAUCACACGCGAUAAUGCCCGCUUCGCCUCCGGUGGUCCGGAUAAGGCAGUCAUGCUCUGGGACGUACCUACGAGUACGGUGCUAAGGCGCUUCUCUGCGCAUCAGGGAGCGAUCAACGAUGUGCGCUUCGCCGGCCCAUCCAACGAUGGUGCUCAGGCACAAGUGCUCUGCACAGCGGGAUUUGACGGUGUGCUGCGCUUCUACGACCUGAGAGCCCAAGGUGCCUGGCGACCCAUACUGGAGGCUAAGGACGCCAGGGAUGCCAUUCAGACCAUCUGUCUUGGCGGGCAAGACGGUGCAAGUGUGUGGACGGGCAGUGUGGAUGGGGUGGUGAGACAAUAUGACUUGCGCAAGGGGACGUUGACACAGGAUACGGUGGAUGAACCUGUGGUCUCGUUAAGCCUCUCGUCGGGCGCGACGGGGGCCCAGCUACUCCUGGUCAGCACAAGCGAUUCGACGCAUCGUCUCCUCGACGUCGCAGAUGGAAGCCUGCUCCAAAGCUUCACGGGACACAAGAACGAGGCGUAUCGCUGCCACUCGACCCUCUCCUCUCCGAUCGAGGACCAAGUCGUGGCAGGGGAUGAGGAUGGCAAGCUGAGGACUUGGGAUCUGGUGACGGGCAAGCAAUCACAGGCUUUGGACGUAGCUGCGGGGGCUGAGACCACAAUACCGCCGCGAAGUGCUCGCUCACGAGCAGUCUUGUGGACGGAGUGCAAUCCAAGAAAGGAGGGGCCACUGCAAAUCGUCACCGGUGGGGCAGAUGGGGCAGUUCACGUCUGGUCUGCAUGACACGAGGAGAGAAAGGACAGAAAAUCGUCUACUUGGUCAUUUCUGAAGUCAUCGUGGGAGAGGGAAGCAACGGAAAGGUAGAUGGUCCAUUCGUCGUGCGCAUGAAAGGAAGCAAGAAUUUCGUACGUGGAGGAUGAGAUUCAAAAUGAGUUUGAGAAUGAGGGUACUCUUGAUGAUCUUGCUGAAGAUGCAAAGUGGGAAGGUCGCCGAGACGCUUACUCGGCGCCGGCCCUGUGUUGUGAUGUCGAGAUGAUUCCUGUGAUGCUGGAUGAUGCUUUACUUGUUCUGUCUAAUAGAG
Jaminaea rosea is the source of this 1425-nucleotide messenger RNA. RefSeq names its product WD40 repeat-like protein. Gene Ontology annotation, cellular component: catalytic step 2 spliceosome. The transcript has a single exon. Bases 87 to 1127 code for a protein of 346 amino acids. Gene Ontology annotation, biological process: mRNA splicing, via spliceosome. The record is from RefSeq and is a predicted model, not a curated record. NCBI's taxonomy places the organism in Eukaryota, Fungi, Basidiomycota, Exobasidiomycetes, Microstromatales. Gene Ontology annotation, molecular function: protein binding.